AAAAUAUGAGCAGCUCUAACGGUAACAUCGCCGGUGAUGACCGGAAUUACAAAGGCGUCCGGUGCCGGAAACAGGGCAAAUGGGUGUCGGAGAUCCGCGUCCCGGGCACAAGAGACCGGCUUUGGCUUGGCACUUACAGAUCACCGGAGGCGGCGGCAAUGGCUCACGACACCGCCUUCUUUCUUCUCCGCGGCCCAUCCUCUUCAAAAGGACUGAACUUUCCGGAUCGAGCUGCGAGUAUGAGAUGGGUGAGCUUGUCGCCGAGGUCUGUGCAGGAGGUGGCGUCGAAAUCUGGCAUGGAUUUUGAUGCGAAGUUGAUUGCUGAGUCGCCGCCCGUUUGUGAGAGGGAAGAGAGCAGUAAUGGUGCUGACUUUGCUGAUGGAUGUUUAAGUUUUGGUGGAUACGAAGAUAUAUCUGUUGAUGAUAUGGAGAUAGUAAUGUAGUUUUGGGGAACUGUUCCAGGAAAAAUAUGCUUAUUAAGUAC
Molecule: messenger RNA, 484 nt
Organism: Phalaenopsis equestris
Lineage: Eukaryota; Viridiplantae; Streptophyta; Magnoliopsida; Asparagales; Orchidaceae
Product: ethylene-responsive transcription factor ERF019-like
Exons: 1
Coding region: 6-443 (145 amino acids)
Biological process (GO): regulation of DNA-templated transcription
Molecular function (GO): DNA-binding transcription factor activity; DNA binding
Source: RefSeq, a predicted model, not a curated record